This is a messenger RNA of Pangasianodon hypophthalmus (striped catfish), 14668 nucleotides long. RefSeq names its product pleckstrin homology domain containing, family A member 6 (gene plekha6). The record is from RefSeq and is a predicted model, not a curated record. The transcript is spliced from 21 exons. NCBI's taxonomy places the organism in Eukaryota, Metazoa, Chordata, Actinopteri, Siluriformes, Pangasiidae. Bases 9254 to 12199 code for a protein of 981 amino acids.
UUUCUGACAGUAAUAUUCCAGUGUCAUGUAGCUCAUAAGGCUUCACGUUGGCUUUGUCACAGUUUCCUGCAAUAUCCUGUUCCUUUAGGUUUGCUCUACAUAAUGAAUAUUUUGUUACCAAGCCAAAAAAACAUGAUACUGUACAUUACACUAUCCACAUACCCACUACACUGUACUGCUGUAUCUACUUGCUGACUGUACAUUUUCUUUCUUCAGCUCUUAUCAUCAUUAUGCUCCCUUUCAUUAUCUCUCUUUUUCUUCAUAAGUCGACUCUAAGUAUCACACACACACACACACACACACACACGCACACACCACACAGCGUCGUCCUCCACCCCAGAAUAGCACUGUUUGAAUAUUGAUGAAGAGGGGUUGCAUAACCGCUGGGAGGUUGCUCCCUCUCCGUGUCUCCCUCUGCAGGCCUUACAGAGCAGGAAGAAGCCAAAUAUAUAUAUAUAUAUAUAUAUAUAUAAAAAAACAGGAAGUCCUGUAUAAUCAUACAAUCUCAUUAAUGACUGACUUGCUGUGAAGGGCUGAUGGAUCUGUUUUUGUAAACCGCAGUUGGUUUAGGGAAAAAAAAUCUUCAGAGAUCUCUGUUGGUGUUGUUAUUAUUCGUAGUCAGUAAGCUGUGAGACACGUGACGUCCGGCUUUAUUGAGUUAGAACAAGUCAAAGAGAAGAGAAGACCAGUGCAAUCAUAGCCUCUUGUUAGUAACCCUGAUUAUGAGGCCAUGGUGGAAAGAUCCCAGAUUUGUAGUGCUGAUAAGUUUGUCUUUGGGUCCGAGAUAGUUUGAUUGUUUUAUUGAUUCAGGCCCAGAAUGCAGUCGUGUCCCAGAACGCGGGGAGACAAGCUGAUAAAAACAAGCUGCAACUUGUUCGUGUGGGACAAGUGAGUUGAGACUGAUGUCAGUGGUGGAAAUCUGGGUAGCACCUUCAUAAGCUGUGGAUGGAUGCUUGUACUGAGACUUUUAUCACUGCACAUUCACAAACAAGAACUGACCAAAACAUGCAACAAUACUUGGGGUUAUAGGUGUAAUUAAUUUCCAUCAACUAGAAUUAGAACCAAGAGUGUAAUGACAGUUUAUUUUUAAAAAAAACCAAAAACCUGCCUUUAGAAGAGCAACACGUCCAUCCACCAUGGAUAGAAGUGCUUGGAUUGUUUCAUUUGUCUGAUUAACUGUUUGUUUGACCACUUUAUAUUAUUUACGCUGAAAAUAUUUGUCAUACUCCCAAAGAGUUUUUCAUUUUUUCACUGAUAAGACGAAAUGUUAUUUUAUUUCAACUCGCUGGUGAUGAACUUAAAUAUACAGUACACCGAAACCCUAAAAAUCGUAAAAUCAGCACAUCAUUUGAUCAGAAAAGAAAACCAUUUCAGUUCCCUUGUGCUCCUAUUAUGCCAUAAAGGUUUUUUUAAAUACUUUUUUUGAGAAAUAUGAGUCUUUUUGUGAGUUGAGAAAUAAAAUAAAAAUAGAAAAAGUUAUUUUUGACAAAACCAACAUGGCAGCAACAAACUACUAUUGUUUUUGUGUUUCUCUCUCUCUCUCUCUCUCUCUCCCUCUCUCUCUCUCUCUCUAUGGUGCCAAAUGAUUUGUUAUAUUGUGCAGUGGGAAAAUGCCCUUUUAUUUUUUACACUGUUUUUUGCGCGUCCUUAAAUUUCUGGCUCUUCAUGGAAAAAUUAGGAAGAUGUGGAGGAUGAUGAUUAUGGUUUACAGGUUACAGGAAAUCGCCACUGUUUACUUUAAACCCCUGUGGGUGUAACACCAGAUUGCGGUGUUAGACCCAGAGAAAGCACCACCAAACUGAACAUUAAGUUGCCUUACUUAAAACCCAUUCGUUUCUUAGCGUAUCCGCUCAGGGUCGUAUUGGAUCCGUAUCUGGGAACACUGGGUACGGGGCAGGAAUACACCCUGGACCAAAGAUCUUCAUGGUUUGAACAUUUGAAAUGAGUUGAUAAUUAGCAAAUGACCCAGUUUUGUCUCAGCAGAUCUAGGGCACGUAAUGUUGCUGAAAUCAGGAUGUUUGCCCAGUGGGAAGGAUUGCGAUGGCCUGGACUAGCAGUACUGUUUCCGCUUGCGACUGAUGUCGCAGGGCUGCUGGUGUAGGAGUAAUGUAUCUCUCUUAUCAUUCACGUGGGCACUGUCUAUUUACACAGCGUGGACCAGCUCUCAGGAAGCGUUCUGACACAGGAAGGAGGUGUGUGCGUGCAGGAGGCAGACAGAGCUGGAGACUGAACACACCCAUGCAAUCAUUCCCUCAGAGUUGCCUAGUCAUUAUUGGUCACGGUAAUCAGUAAUUACUCUUGCCUCUGUGUUCUUGUUUGCGCUCAUGCAGAUGACGUUGUCAACACAUUAGUGCAUCGAGCAGACUUUGGCCAGCAGCUCCCUCACUUUGCUCUACGAGUUUGUAAGUCUCCGGUUGUUUACUCACAAGACCUGUCUAGACUCACAAAGAGUCUGUCUAGUCAUGGUAGCUAUGGUGCUGGAGGAAGCAAUAUGAACUAGCGAGAUCUGUACCAUUUGCUAAUAGGUGAAGCAAGCAUCAGGUGGCGUCACUCUCGCCAGGUUUUAUUUAUCCGCGCAGAUUCCAUCUGUUGCUCUUUCCGCUGCAUUAACCAUGCAUGACUAAAGAAAUAUACCUGGGUGGAGACAGGGACAGACAUGCUGAGACUGUGACAAGAAAGAGGGUCACCUCAAGGAUAUGGGAAAAUCUGUUGGAUGUCCAUGUGGCUGAAUUCUGGACAAUAAGACAAAAAAAAUCAGGUUGGCAAUUUUUUUUUCCUGAGUUUAAAAGACUUUGACGCCUCAACUUUACAAAACCAUAAAUAUAUAGUGUGUUGUUUUUUUUAGUACAUUUUAGAUUCCAAACAUUAGUUUUCCAGCACAAAAUUAAAUGUUACAGAAAAAUGUUUGUAUGUCAGUAAAGAAAGCAGCAGAUUACAUAAGAGACCACUUUAAAAAAAAAAAAAACAUAAUGAAGGCUGCUGGGUUUUACUGCAAAAAUAAGAAGCGAGUGUGACAGUCCAAGUCUCCAGAAGAACUGUAGCUGCUUCUGCAAGAUGCUCAGUAACACUUCCAGCUCAUUUCCUUAUAAAACUGCACUAAUUGUACCUGAGACUACUAUUUUUUUUAAAGCAAAGGAUCGUCACACCAAAUAUUGGCUUUGUUUCAUUUAUUACUGUUUACUGCUCUUUAUAGUCUUUUUUUAUAUCAUUAUUUUUGAAGACGUCGUUGCUCUCUAGCAUUUCUUUGCAUGUGUCUAAGACUUUUGGACAGUACUGUAUUUCACCAACAUGAAGUGGUUUUUAUUCAUGUUGGGUAAGAAGCCAGUAGAACAAAUCCAGUCAGUGUGACUAAAAAUGUCUAAAACUUCACUACCUGUGUGAUUUCCUCACAAUGACUGUCAAGCAUUGCCCAAGAUGUUGGAUGGCUGUGUGCCAUAAACAGACCUAAGCCUAACCAUUUCAGACGAUGACUGUCAGAAUAUCCAUGAUGCACCUGAGCACAGUCGGAUUGGAUUCUUUAAACCCAAUUUUAAAAAAUGAUUUAACUUUAGGUGUGAUUGAGAUACAUACAAAAGAGAAAUAUAUUAUGAAUAUGAAAUAGUGAAUAUGAAAUGAUUGACAGUUGCGCAUGUGUUUUGAACGCUCCCAUAUUACUGGACUCUGUGGAAGCCCCGCCCCCUUCCCCCCAGUCUCACAUUAGAAUCCCCAUGACUCGAUUUUCCCAUUUGAAAGCAAAUCUGUCAAGGUAAAUAGAGAAUGUUUUGGCUUUAUUAACGUGAAAUAAAAUCUAUCCAUUUAUAUUUUGGAAAAAAAUCGGCCAAAAAUGGUCAAAAGGAAAAGAACAACAACAACAAAAAAAGAUUAAAUAGGCUUACAAUAAAGUGUAAAAUCUUACAAUAUACAAUUUAUUUUAAUAGUUAAUGAGAAUUAGAAAGUAAUUAUAAGCGCUGCUCUUCUGUGCCAGUCAGCGCAGCCGUGUCCAACCGGCAUGGUCGAGCCUGUUGAGGUAGAAACUGGAGUUUGCAUAUAUACAGUGUUUUACAGUAAUCACCAGGCAAGCAGCAGCACCCCCACCACCAAAAGCACCCAGUAGUUACUGUAAAACCCUGUAUAUAUGUGCACUACAGUUUCUGCCUUAUACAACUGAUUUGUGAAAGGACUAUACUGAAAAUGUACUAUUUUUAUGCAUUGUUUCCCUGUUAGUAGGUCUGUAGUAGAAACGUCACUAUGUGAAGGAUCUUCCCAGGCUACCACACACAUUAGCUGGAUGAAUCCCUGAGAAAUCCUUCAGUGGAUGUUCUGCAGAAUAAAGAGCCAGGAUGCUAUCAUCCUAGCCAUAAACCUUGAAGAAAUCAAUCUAAUUUUAAUAAUAAUUCUGUUCUAUUCUCAGUAUCUCCACAUUUUGUUCUCUGUCCAGAAUUAUGUGUCUUUGUCACUUUCUCUGUCAGACGUGCUGCAGUUCCUUUCCUCAAGGAGUGCGUCUAUCAUCAUCUGACAGGUUCUCUAUGAGUUGGAAAGGGAAACGAGAUUAUUUAUGGCUCUAGAUUUCUGAAAAAUGUGGAGCAAAAAACACACCGACACAUUUGAAAAGACUGCCCUUUUAAGGAAGUGUUAGUUUAAACUAAAAUCUUCUUGAAAAUGGCUGUUGCACUCCAAUGAUAUGAUUCAUCUGGUAUAAUGCUUUGGAAUAGCUCUUGCCACUUCCUUAGAGUUGUCCAAGCAGCAGUAGAGCAAUAAUAAUAAUAAUUUAAAAAAAAAGAUUUCAAACUUUCACUUCCCACUCAUGACUAGAUGAAUACUGUAGUUGCCAAGGGCACUCCUCAGUGACAGUCACAGAAGAACAAGAGUACAUUUGGCACUGCAUAAGACAACAGGCUCGACUCAGAUUACCAGCAUUCUGCUUCAUACAUGGUAAAAAACAGGCCAGGCCUCAUGUCAUCCUCUCCUCAUCUUCCACCCUGUUUGUGGUGUGUUGCUAUAGUCUGCCCAAAGCCGCAAUAUUACAGGGAGUCGGUAUAAUAUUGACUGUGCACCUUGAAGGAAAGCCAUUGUUGUGUAACGUAGCUUAUAUUGAUAUUUUCCAUUCGUUUGCACAACACUUGCGCUCGAAAGCUGUUCUGCUUCUGCCUCGUCUCAGGUGGAUAUGAGCUUGUAAUCCCUCUCGGAUUCUAUCUGAUCCUCCAAUGGGAGACACAUUCUCGAGAAAGCACCACUCCCCUCACACAUGCCGGGGAAUGAAGAUGAAUCAGCCGUUUCUGUUCACAGCCUGGUGAUGACUGCCGUCUCCAUUUCGGCUGUAAUUAAGAUCUGGUGUCUAUGUAUAGAAUAUCAGCAGACAGCAAGACAGCAAGUUAAUGGCUCUUGGAAUAAGAUUUAUUUUGGAUGUUUGUAUGUUUCGGAUGAACGAGCUCAAAGGCAUGACCAAAAUAAGAGACAGACAAGUGAAAUGUCUAGAUAUUUCUCCUUAGCUUUUUAUAAAGCACAACACACAGCUGACCUCACUGUGUUAUGGUAGUUGGUGACACACUGUUUGUCUUGUCUCCUCACACAGAUUUGUUAAAUGCCUGUUAUAUUAUGUGCACCCUAGCAUUAGAAGUCAUGCACGCAUGUGAAAUCAGUUAGGACAGAGUCAAUGAGGUGUGAUACGUGUGACUGUAUGGAAUAGGAAUAUGGGACUGUCACAUUUUAAAAAGAAAAACAUAAAGCCAUGGAGCCCUGACCUUUAACAAGAACAAUAUAUCAAAGUCUAAAAUGUCAAAUUUAAGUCCCAAAUUCUAAGCCUUUCAGUUCUGAAGAAUCAAAAGUACUUGCAACAUUAGCUGUUUUUUCACCAAUCUGAAUAAAUUAAUUCUGAUUGCAGAUUCUGAAUUAUGUGUAUCCUAAACAGGACAUUUCGUAGAGAAUCAUAAUUUAUUUGUUUUUUUAGUUAUGUGUAUACAUGGAGCGAGAGUUUGUGCCAACUUUCCCAUAAGAACGUGCAGCACGUGACUCCAGUCAACGUAUUCAACUUUUUAAAUGUAUUUCUUGCGUCUUAAGUUUUACAAGUUUUUUUUUUUCCGGAUUUUUCCUGCCAACCAGGCAGAUAUCCCCUAUCAUCUGAUGCCAACCUGCGAGGGUGAAACCUGUGUUUUCAAACUGCUGCUCCUGCUGCAUCACAUGGUGGCGUAACACACUUGAAGGAAAGUCCUAUCUGCCCUUUUCCGCAUACAUGAGCUCAUAGAUGCCCACGGUUGGCUAGUGUUAUGAUUGACAGGGGAGAGGGAGUAUGCCAUCCCUCCCACCUAGAGAGCUCCACAGAUGGCUGUAGCAUCAUCAGGAUUCGAACUCGUGAUCUCUGGACGAUAGGGCAAACCUUUUCUGUCCAAGUGUGAUUAUUAAACAGAGAGAAAACACAUUUGUGAGCAUUUUAUAAUUGACUUAUAGUCAGGAGCAAGGGCAUUUUUCUUGUUGAAAAAUAACAAAAUGCACAUAUUAUGAUGCCUUUGCUCAUCUUGUAAUAUUACUAACAUUAAGGUCAAUUGUUUGGUAAUAACACAAGAAAUGAAGGACCUUUUUUUGCAUUUGGAUUUUUUUUUUUUUGCAUGAGCGUUUUCUUUUCCGAUUGAGCUGUCAGUCUGAUUAUUCACAGAUUAUUAGGCUGCAUGUUAACAUAGCCGGUGUGGCAAGGAAGACUGAUUCUCUAGAUUGGAGUUGUCAACUGGUGGACAGUGGUCUAGAUCUGGAUGAGAGCCCAGCAAUGAAAUUCAGGAUGGGACCAAGCACAAAAUAAACACUGUAGCAGAACCAAUCAACAUAUGAAAAAAAAAAACAAAAAAAAAACUGGCUGUAGUUCAGAGACUCUAGUUUUCUAAACACAAACCAUUGUGCUCCUGUAGAAGUUCCUCUGUUUUGGCCAGCCACAUGGAGCUCACAGGAACAGCUGAAGGCAGCUCAUCAAGAUAGGAUAAUGUUUUCAUAUACUAUUAUAGAUUUGCCCUCUCUUGUCUAAUUAGUGAACUAAUGACAUGGUUUGUUUAAAAAAAAAAGUCGCAGAUGAAAAUGAAGCUUAAAGAUGAUAGGAUAGAGAAAUAUGCACUUACCAUCUCCUUCAAGUAAAACAGAGUUGUCUCAUGUGCUCAGAGUCUGCACUGCUAGUCAACAGUGUUAAUGUGAAGUCCCAGUACGAACCAAACCACAACCACUUCAGAUUGAUGUCUUAUUAAAGACAUCCCUGAACUAAUCACUAAUGGUUAAGCCUUAAAAGGUAACUGUUGUCACCAUUCAGUCAUGUUAGUUGCUUAUCCUCACCUUUGUAAACAGGGAAUUUUGAACUUGACCUUCACAAAUAUUAGAUGAAGUUGAGCAACCGACUGGAUACUAGUGCGUGAGUUGGCUUUUGUUUCGAUCCUUAUGGCUGAGGAUACCUGCAGAUUAUUUCACAAGAAGAAUGAAAGCGCCCAGUGAACUGCAGGCCACAUACUGUCUGAAUGCAGUCAGCAUAAUCAUAUUCUGCACUCGAAGUAUGUUCUAAGUGGUGUUAUUUUAGAUCUUGCUAAGUCAUCUAGAGUGCAGCCAAACCAUUUACUGUGCAGCAGUGUAGGAGUGCAAUUACUUGGGUGACACUCAAAGUUCCUUGCUCACUUCAUUUGUCUUUGGCAUGUGUUUCAUCAUCUAUACAACUGAUGAGGCCACAUACCGGUAGUGUGAUUAUAGCAGUUCAUGAUUCAUUGUGUAUACAGGUGGCACACCCUCAAAUGACUAAUCAUAGCUGUUUUCAUAGUGUUUUGGUUAAGAUAAAUGGGACGAAAUGUCAAUAGUAGCCAUGAUUAAGUGAAAUCAGGGGUUUAGCUUUGUGUUUCACAUUUCCUGAUUAACUGGGUACCGUAAAGCCGUGGCAUUAUGGCAAGUGGCACACUCCCACACAGCAUCGGAACAAUAGGCUGGUUUUAUUUAUGCACAUAAAUGCACAUUUGGGGUUAUGAAAUCAGUGUUUCAGAUUGGUAUAGAUUUAUAAUCAGGUUGAAAAGACUUGGCUGAGUCUUGAAAAAGUCUGUUUAUUAGAGCAACACUACUACAGAACACGAAUGUUUGCGUAUGGUGAUGAAUCCAUGGUUAUACAGUAGCUAAAGGAACAUAGACAUUUGUCACAUGUCAGUAUGUGUUACCUGUUCUAAAGAGGCACUCUUAAUAAAGGUAAUGUUUGCCCAGGUCAUGUGAUGUGUUCACAUCCUGGUCACUUAUCUGUAUCUAAAUAUUUCAGACAAAGGUUAGAUGCUGAACUUUGUAAAUAGACUGUAUAUGCAUAUAAAAUAGGUGUUUUCCGUGUGCCAUUUGUUUAAAGUGACUCUGUUGCCCCCAUGUGCUGAACGCUCUGAACUGCAAUGUACUGUUUUUCCGUGUGUGAAAAGGGUGUGUGUGUGUGUGUUUGUGUGUGUAUUUAACCUAAACUUUCUUCUGCUUUCACCGAAUUGCAUUUAUUGUAUGUAUUAUCAUAACUUUAACUCACAAAAGCUUCGUGUUUUAAAAUGUGCACAUUUAUAAUUAGAAGCUGUGUUGUAGCUCUGCACUAUAAUGAUGUCACAAAUCUACUAAUUAGGGGUGAGCGAUAUGGCAAAAAUAUCAUAUCAUGAUACAAUGCACGAUAUAUUGGUUUCUUAACAAAGUGUCAGGGAAAACAUUUAUCUAAAAAUAAACCUAAUUUAUUUGAUGGUACUUUAAAAAAAUCUUAAUGGUUUAAAUAAAUUUGAAACAUUCAAAACAGUAGAUAUUCAAAAUCAGAUGUUACCAGAAUUUUUUAGAAAAGAUAUAAAGUUAUCAAAAGAUACCACGAUGUCUCAGAAAGUGUGUUGUGAUAUUAUAAUCAUCAUAUCGCCCAGUCCUACUACUAACUGAUUUGUCUUUCAGGAUAUUAACCCUGGAUUUAACCCUCUUGUUCUGUUCAUGAUUAGAUGCUCAGCUGAUGCUCAGCUAAAACAACAAUUAACUGUAAAUUUGAUUUAAGAAUACCAUUCAUGUCUUCAUCACACAUGUUAGCAGUAUACUCAAUACUGUAUGGAAAUAGAUGCACAAAACCCUUUUAUAUUAAUAAAUCCACCUAACCCUCUAAUGACCUCUAGCUGACCUUCAUGUCUGACCCUGUUGUCCUCACCCAGUCUCUUCCCUCCUUUUCCCUCCACCCAAACCUCUGAGGAGCCCUGAGAGAAUUGGUCUCCACUGUGCCUGUUUAGAGAUGAACUCUCUCUAGUAGGUUUGGUUUGAGGAGGAGGAAGAAGACAUGGAGGGGGAAAAGGAGGAAGGGCAGGACGCUAAAGGCAGUAUUGCAUUCUGUUUGCAGGCAGAACACGCCGGGACUCGUACGUACUACUUCAGCACUGACAGCUUGGAGGAUAGGGAGGAGUGGGUCCAAGCCAUGAGUGAGGCAGCCAAGGUCCACAUUUCACCUCUGACUAGAAAAGCCUCAGAGUCCAUCCCUACAGACGAGCAGAACCAUGUCCCAGUGACACAAGCACCAGAGACCAACUCAUGUCCAGAAGACGAGGACUCGAGGACUGAGCAACACGGGCCUGAGAAACGCAGAGUAAAUGGGGUAGAAAGAAGAGAGAUACCAGCUCCCACCACACCAGUGUCGACGGAUAUGGACGGCCGGCUUGGGGAGCGGGGAUGCCCACCUCCUCACCAUCCUAACGGAUGGGGCAACUACGGUUCAGGCUACCCUUCCCAGGAGAACAUUAGAGAGGUGCGGGAGGUGCAGCCCGAGCCCCAAGAGAACAUGGUGCUGCGCAGGGGCUUUGUGCCCAGGACGGGACCUGAGAGGAUGGCACAGAGGAAGAGCUCCAUGACACAGCUACAGCAGUGGGUGAACCAGCGGCGAGGCAUGACGCCUCAGGAUGACCUGCGGAGUCCAUCACGGUAUUACACGAUGAACCGAGGCAUUUCAGCAGACUACUACGGCAUGUACGGUGCCCCUCCGUACCCUGAGGAAUACCCACUGUACCCUCCAGGAAUUCGGCCUGACAGCAUCUGCUCCAUGUCAGCUGCGUACGACAGGAUGCCGCCCCGCUGGACAGCAGAGGAAAAGCGGCGUUCGCUGAGGGACACUGCUCUCUAUGGGCCUCCCCGUGAGCCCCAGUGGAUGGUGGGGCCUCCUGGACCACACCCCGCCUAUUACACCCAGCUAGAGUCAACCCAGGGGACCAUGAGGCGUAUGUCGCUGCAGCCCCGCUCACGCUCUGUACCACGCUCGCCCUCUUCAUCAUCGGGAGGUGCCUACUCACCCGGACCCCCGAACUUCAUCUCGCCGGCACGCUCACCCAGUGUGCGGUUCGACAGAGUGCCCGGGCGGCUCCGAGAUGAAGGAAUCUACGCUGAUCCAUCAGUCUAUGGCAUGCGAAGGUCUCUCAGUUCCCCCAAGUAUGAUUUUCCUGGCGAUCGACGAUCUCUCACCCAAAAUGUUUACCAUUACAAUUACCCAGCCUCUCCCUCUGUACAUGGCAAAAUGGAUGACAUUUUAGACCUGCAGCUUCAGAGGAACUUGGAUUACCUCGAUCAGCAGGUGCCUCCAGCGCAUGAUAUUUACAGGGACCUGCAUCCCACGUUGAAGCUCAAUGAAAUUGAGACCAGUAAACUGCUGAAUCGCUUGUUUGAGCAGAACAGGCUUCUGAAGGAGCAGGAAGCUGUAGUACAUCGGCUGCGAAUGGACAAGGAUAACUUGGAGGCCACACUGGUGGCCACACAUCAGGACAUGGAGCUGUGCAGGACUCAGCCACUAGCCAUGGAGAAACUGCAGCUAAAGAAGGAGAGUUUACAGAAUCAGCUCAUCAAUGUCCGAGGGGAGCUCUCUCAGGCUUCCAGUGCUCUGACCAGCUCUAAAAUGGAGUUUGAAGCUCUGGAGGACGAGGUAAACGCUAUUCAUGGUGACCUGUGGGAGCAGCUGAAUUCUGGAGGACAGAGUGAGCUGGUCCACCGACACCUGCAGAAAGAGUUCUGGAGGGUUCAGGAUGUCCUCGAGGGGCUGCACAAGAACAAUCCCUCUCGAGGCACAGACACGGCUAAGCACAGAGCAGUCAGUGCAGCAUCAGGUUCCUUCAGCACAAACAGUCCAGCGAGCCCACUAAGCUCCGUGAGUCUAACCAGCCCCCUCAGCCCUUUCUCACCUGUACCCGGCUCCCAGAAUUCCCCCACAAAACAGCUGGCAACAGAGGAGAUUGGUCCUCCACGGCCCCCACUCCCUAAGUCUUACCAGCCCCUGGACCCCGCCACUAUCAUGCCCCCUGUCCCUCCCCUCCCUUUCAGCAGCAAUGCCUGGCCACGCAGCAUGGACAGCUAUAAGGACGACAAAGACACGCACAGCCGAAAGCACAACUACAGUUCAUUAGAGGAAAAGACCAACGAUUACGACUUGGAGCAAGACAGACAAGGCAAUAAAGUUGGUGUUGUCCCACCCAGGACCAAAUCUCCUACAGAUGACAAGGACGGUGUCCAUAAGAGGAAUGGGAAAGUGCCUAAUGGUCACAUCUCCAGGGAGAGGCCGAAGAGCGCUGUGUUCCCGGCAGAAGUAAAGUCUAAGAUGAGUGUAGAGGAGCAGAAUGAGAGGAUACGUCGGAACCAGAGCAGUUCAGUCAGAGACAAGAGACGCAGCCUUAAUCUAUCUAAUAACCAGAACUUGGAUGGCCUCAAACCUUCUGUCAACUACAGAGUGGUGAGGAGAAGAGUGACUGCCCAUGAGGUGGACAUAAAGGAUCUGGAGGCGGCCGUACGAGGGGAAGGCGUGGAGUCUCCAAGGGAAGAAAUAGCCCGCCUACGGAGACAGGUGGAGCCUGAGAAUUACGAUCUGGAUAUCAGCAAAGAGCUGUCAGCCCCAGAAAAAGUGAUAAUUCCAGAGCGGUAUCUGGACAUAGAGCCCAGAACGCCGCUCAGCCCAGAGGAAGAGAGAGAGAAACAGAAGAAGGUGGAACGGAUAAAGACACUCAUUGCCAAAUCAAACCUGCAGAAUGUUGUCCCGGUGCUGGACGGUCCUGCAGAAGCCCAGGCCAACCCUGAGCAGAAGCUGCAAGAAGAGGAGAAACGCAUCGAGAUCUCCUGCGCUUUGGCUGCCGAGGCCUCCCGCCGCUCCCGGCUGCUCUCUGCCCAGAUCACCCCGAGUCCCCCUGCCUCCCCAACUAACCCGGCCCCUCCCCCUUCCUCUGGCUUCUCUGACUCCUCCCACAUCAUGAAGGUGUGAGUGUGUGAAGCUCAAGCGCUGACUGCUGUCAAGUUCGAUGGUGAACCCUUCUGAGAACGGCAAACAAAAGACAUGUGAAAAAUCACUUAUAUUGUCCCAUCUCCCCCAAACUGUGUAUUUAUCUCAGUUACUGACACAAUAGGAGGAGGAAAUACUACAAAACGUUGGGAAGUUGGAGAUUCGAGGGUGUAAUCUCAGAGACGCGGUACAGAGGUGACUACAAGGAUGCGGUAACAUCCUGACGGUGGGCCUCUCUAGCUCUCAGUCACAUGCUUCUCUCUCUUUUAAGCCCUUCCAUGUAGGACCUAAUGGCAGGACUGUACGAUGGAAACAACACAUAUUGUAACAUAAUGAAAGCUGCAAACUAGCCAGAAAGUGAGAUUUGUUUACACAAACCUAUCUACUCUGUAAUGACUGUGGUGAGCAUUAUACUAAUCCUGAAAAGAUUGGCCAGACACAAGUGAAGACACAAGUACGUCAGUAACAGAGUGACGGCCGAAGAACAGAGACGAAUAACAAGAUACAGUGUUACAGUAGAAAAAGUGAUGGUCCAAGAGGGACAGGAGACAGAUACAACGUCACAGCAAGUGGAGCAAGGAAGCCCAGGAACCGAGACAGGAAGUAGCAGGACCCAGAGCAAUGACUAGAGGAAGUUGACCAAAUCAGCACAUCAGUACCACAGAGUUGACCACAGAGAGACUGAAGACUAACUUUAUAAAAGCUUAGAAUCUAGAUCUGCGACUCAUCCAGUGACCAGAGACUGAUGUCACAUCCUGUCUACAGUGAAAAGGGACCCCAAGCAGAAGCCAGAUAAACUACAGUCAAAAGAGAUCAUCUCGGUGUGAAGCACUUGCAUGGGCACUUCUUUCCUCAAUCCCUUCAUUCCCUCUUUUCAAAGGAGAUCAAGACUCACUGUGACUCCAUAAAUCCUCUUUUUCUUUACUUUAUUUGAAAUAAUAGGGCUUGAUGGGAACGCUGGAUCCCAGUCACCAACAGUCCGGUAUCUUAGAGUUCUGUUUGCACCACAGGUUCCUUAUGUAUCAAUAAACACAGCAUAUACAGUAUAUCUAUAGACAGUGAAAAAAAAAUAUAUAUAUAUAUAUAUAUAUAUAUUAUAUUAAUUUAAUUUGUAAUCAAAGCCAUGUGGAUCUUUAUAAUGCUUCAUUUCUAGUAUUUUAGUUACCAAACGUGGUACCUACAAUGUCUGUGUGUGGGUAAAAUGAUUAUAAUUAAUUAUAAUUAGUAGGCUAUAGAGUUACUGUUGAAAAGUGCCCUUAGAACUGUAAGUCUGCUAGUUAAACAGUGUGUGUUGUAGGGGGGGGAGGGGGACAGCAGCUUGCAUCUCAACGUGUAAAACGUGUGAAAUUACAGCCCAUAAAACCCCUGUGAAUAUGGAGCCCAGUAGUGUAACACUGUGCCAUUGGGUAUUUCGUUUGUCUUUUCGUGCUUAGGCAAACAUAUCCGUUGUGUAAAUAUGGAUCCUGUUUGACGGCGAAUUAAAGAGUAUUUUUGUAUCACUGACGAAAACUGACGAGGAGAAAAAAGCAGCUAGAUUACAGUGCAUCGCAAAGUGACGAAUGAUUUGCCAAACUGUACAUGUCUUUUGUUUUGUGUUUUGAUUCAGCAUUUUGGUACUUAAGCAUAAGACAUCAUAAGACACAAUGAAACCAGACACAAUGUACAAGUCAUUAGGCCAUUAGCUGAUUUUUUUUUUUUUGUGAGUAUGUAUUUUUUUUUUUUUUUAAAGUAAGAUAAGCGUUAAAUCCAAGAUUUUUUGCAUUUUGAGUGCACAUGAUUUCAUGGCGAUUUUCUCUUACUCCUUUGAACUCAUUAGCACAUGCAGCGCAUAACUGAAUCAUCUGAUAACAGGAACAGAGAUAAACGUGAUUAAUGACCCAGAAUUGGAUCAUCAGUUUCACAAAGGAACAAAAAAAAGUCCAAAAAACAGAAAUUCUAUUUUUAUUAUUUCAAAGAAAGGGACAACUAAUGUCAUCCAAAUGCAGUACGUAUUUUUCUAAGCACAUGGAUAUUUAAUGAAUAAGAUGAAGUCUACUCGGCUACAUUUCUAACAGAGAAUUAAGAGUGUUUUGCAUUUUUCAUGGCAGGUUCAAAGGUUGGCAUAUCUUUAUUUUGUUACUCUAAAGCAUCGUUUUUUGACGCAUUAGUUAAAGAUAAUUUUUAAGAACUUUAUUUUUUAUGUAACAGGAUGAAACGUCUCGGGAAUCACAAAAACAGCCAGAGUGGAGCUAUCUAAUAUUUGAAUUAAAAAUGUAGCAAAUAAGGCUAAAAAGGACUAAACAUUGGUCUCUGUACAUAUUUUCAAACCAAAUAUAAUCUGCCUAACAAUUACUGUUGCUACUUUGAGUAAAAUACAGAAAAAAAAAAUGCUUGAACUAUGCAAAUCCAUACAGUCAAUAUGCUUGCUUUAGAAAUGCCCUCAUGCAAUAAAGUGAAUGUAUUUAAAAGUGA